AUGGAUCCUUGGGCUAGAGGCGAUAGGGUGAGCGAGAGCGGUACUCGCCGCCACGUACCCAUCAGCAGCAUCAGAGAACCAUCUGAGCAUUUAUCUCCCAAAACCAGUCACCGGAUCGAUACUCAACAGCCGGAAGAACGCCGAGAUACGACCUUUGCCUCCCAUCCAGACAAAGACGAAGUGCACGAGGCCUUCACUGAUAUUGACCUUGGGCCAGAGCUGGAGAAGCAGGGAGUUCCGCAUCGCCACAGCCAGAGGGCUCUUGGGCUGGUGAUUCUUCUCAGAUACUACGACAACCAGCUUGUGCCUGAAUUGGGUGUCGGAGUACAAUUUGACUCGGUCCUCAUUGUCAUGGUCACAAUUUUCCGACUCUCACUAAUGGGCUUCGUUGGCUCUUGCCUAAGCCAAGGUGCGUGGCUUUGGGUAUCGGAAAUCUCGCAACAACGUUACAGCCACGAUGCGCUGCUGUCAGACUUCAGCGUCUUUGAUGGAUCGUCUCGAGGAAUACGAGGCAGCUUGCGCUUGCUCUGGCGGAUGAAGCUCAAACAUCUUGGGUGUAUCGGCGCGCUUAUCAUCAUCCUAUCACACUGGUUUGAGACCUUCAGCCAGCAAAUGGUUCUCUUUGAGCAGCGCCCCCGAAUUCUCAGCCGUGGCGUUGACUCCGGUAACACACUGGAUGUUCCCAUGGAUCCAGCGGCCGAGUUCAACAUCUUCAAAGUAGCUCCCUCCAACGGAACAUCUCAUCCCAUCACGUCGACAAAUCGGGCCUACUUUUCGGUUUUUGACAUGCUCUCCCUCGUCCAAUCUGAAGAUCAGGGAUUGUCGGUCACGGGUACCGAAUGUGCUCUAUGGUUCUGCGUCCAGAGUUUCAAGCUCUUGGUCUAUGAUGGGACGCACAAUGAGACCAUUGUGGGAAACUGGUCCACCACGGAACGUGCACAUGUCGUUGGUGGCAACCUCCAUGGCGCUGGAUAUACCUUCAUCGGCCUGCCUGAGCAUCUGAAUGCUGACAACACAACGACCUACUCAGUAUCCAAUGAGGCCAUAACCGCUUUGCGAACGUUCAUGGCUGACAUAACGUCUGGAGUUGUCCGCGCCGACACAAACAUGCUGGAUUACUCGUCGGACUGGGUUGAAGCCAUGUGGAACGCAACCAAUAACCUGGAGGCCUGGAUGGAGAGCUUCACGCGAGCCAUGACGGCCGAGGUUCGUAUCAAUGGGAGACUCUCCAACGGACUGGGCGGCACCAAGGUAUAUGCUGGAUCUGCCACGCAGCUUGCCCCUUUUAUCAGAGUCCAGUGGUGGUGGAUGUUUUACCCCGGCUGCAUGCUACUGAUCAGUUUCUACUACUUUGUCCGUACCGUUGUCAUCAGUGCUCGUCAUGGAGUGUCUGCUUGGAAAGGAGAUGCGUUGCCCAUGCUGUUCGUCCGAGUCGACGACAACAUUCAUGCCCACGUCGGGGAUGGCAUGGACGUACCGGGCGGCUUGAUGGACAGAGUUGGGCAUAUCCGGAUUGCCAUGUACAGGGAUGAAGAUGGACAAUGGAGAUUCAGCCACCACCAGCAUCUUUGCCUACACGCCUACUCGUACAAAAUGGCGAGAAAACCUGCAGAUCCUGGCCACAGCUGCCCUACUGAGAAGCUCCCUAGAAGAGUCGAAGCCGCUGUUAAUGGAAGCACCUCCUCCUUCCCUAUCGAGGAAGGAGCUCCAGAGCAGCCGACGAUUUCCACUGGCCGUCUCCAGCCGGGACAGACAAAUCCGAUCCGCGAACGUCAAGGGCUGAGGGACGCGCACCCGGAACUGGGAUGA
Neurospora hispaniola is the source of this 1809-nucleotide messenger RNA. RefSeq lists its product as uncharacterized. The record is from RefSeq and is a predicted model, not a curated record. Lineage: Eukaryota; Fungi; Ascomycota; Sordariomycetes; Sordariales; Sordariaceae. The coding region runs from base 1 to 1809 and encodes 602 amino acids. The transcript is spliced from 6 exons.